GUUAAAAUUAAAGUAUCUGUUACUUAAAUUUUAUGGAUAAUAGCUGCAGUCCCAGGAAAUAGAAUCUCAAGUAGUUGUUAAGUAUGCUACAUACAAAGUAAACAAUAUUUAAAUUAUUCAAGAAUUCAGAACUUAAGCGAUCUUUGAAGCGGACAUCAUAGAGGCAAGUCGCAUCAUUGUUCUCUUUGCUUUUUGAUAACGUUUGGCUUGAAGACAAUAAGAUACGAAGUUGUAAAGAUUAAUCUACGUCAGAAAAUAUGUUGCGUCAAUCAAUGCAUUUGAAAUUGACCAUUGCUUUGGUACUAUGCAUAGGAGUACUCUUUGAGAUUGGUGCUUAUUCAGACAUCUGCUCCAAAUGUAGGUGUAACACGGUUAAGAAAACUGCAGACUGUCAAAAAAAUCAAUUCGUUUCUCUCCCUAAAUCAACAAUUUUGAAAGUAUUUGAGCAUUUAGAUCUGGGUGAAAAUAAUAUCAAGAAUAUUGAUAUAGAAAUUAUCCAAACUUAUAGCCAUUUAAAGAAACUAAAUAUAAGUUAUAAUAAACUCCAGAAUAUUAAAAGGGGAUUCUUCCAAAGGCUGACCCUUUUAGAGGAAUUAUAUCUCGGACAUAAUAAUAUCUCUACUAUUGAAGACGGGAGUUUUGCGAAUCUUUUACAGUUAAAAAAGCUGAAUCUCCGCGGGAACGCAUUGUCGACCAUAUCUUCAAGAAUAUUUCCGCAUCUGCUAUCUUUGACUUAUCUAGAUUUGAGCGAAAGUCAAAUAAAAGAAAUUGAAGAUGGCGCUUUUUUAUUCCUCCCCAAAAUAACUGAGAUUGACCUCAGGUCAAAUAGCAAUAUGGUGUGUGGAUGUCACCUACCAGCGUUGGUAAACUAUACAAAGAAAGCAUUCGCAAGACAUCUGGUAGUUUCAGGAAUAUGUUAUGCACAAAUUGAAAUUGGUCAUCAUAGUCAAGGAGAUCCUUGGGACAUAUCACAAUAUACGUAUUGUUCACAUUACACCUUAUUUCAACCGGCUUUGAAGUGCCAAUCAUGUGAGGGGUCCAUAUGCAAUGAUUCGGCCGUGACAAGCUGUCCAGGAUAUAAGCCUAUGUGUAUGACGAAUGUGUCAAUAACUGAUGAUACGCAGAAGGUUGUGGGGUCCUGUCGUACAUACAAAGAAUGUAUCGAAACCGAGGUGAACACACGGAAAACAUGCCAAUCAUGGGCUGAUGGUACAGAUUGUGUUUCUUGUUGCUCCGGAAGUUUAUGCAACAAGCAUUACUUUGAUGGUCGGAAAUGUGUUUAUAAAACUAUUCUCUUGGAGACUGGACAAACGUUUGAAAAGAGCGGUAGCCAAUGCGAAUGCCAAGAGAACGGAAAUAUUAUCUGCUAUCCUAAGCCUUGGAACUUCGUAUUCCACUUCGUGUACAGAAGAAACUCGACUUCGAAAACCGCUUCUCAAGAAAUAGUUGAAAUUAUGGAGAAAGAGCUUUCGAAACUAUUAUGGAUAUUCAGAGUCGAAUAUUGUGGGUUACUUAAAGAUAAAGAAAUAUUUACUAUAAACUGCACCUCGUCAGAAAGCAAUGUUAAAGAUGUUUGGACGAAGAUAUGGAAAGCCUUUAAUAAUUCACAGGAAUUUCAAGACAGAGGAAUUCCGAAAAAUAGCAUGAUGUUACUUCGUGAAACAUUUUGCGAUGAAGACACAACAUCAAAUAACGGUGAAACUUACAAUUGGCCGAUAACAGCAGUAGGAACUCCUGCAACGUUGCCAUGUCGUGCGCAUAUCGCCACAAGAAUCUGUCCUGCCAGGACGACGCCACUCCUGCAAACCCCAACAAGUCAAGAUAUGCCAUCGCCAAAGUGUUCACCAUUUACAGGCGUCUGGCAAACACCAGACAUGUCUCAAUGUAACAAUACAAAGGAGAUCACUCAAAAACUGGAACACCUGAACAAUCAAGAUAUUAAUAAACGAAAUAUUCCGAAAGUUGUGAAAAGAUUUAGUAAUGUUUUGCGGAAAUCGGAGCAUUUCAAAAAAGAAGAGAUAGGCUUGAGUAUAAGCCUUCUAGAGAAACUGUUGCCAUUGGUACCAAAAGUGCCCGCUGCUACAACACUGGACAAUAUUUCUUCGUGUGUCAACGAUUUAAUGAACGCAAAAGAAGACGUUUGGGCUGACGCAGAACAAGCGAAUGGAUCUACCAGCAGAAUUUUGAAAGUUAUUGAAGCAAUCCCGGAAUUGAUUCCACUGAAAGAACAACAUGUCACAGUUUCGUAUCCCAAUUUUGGUUUUGGUGUUAUCAAAGUGGACAAGGACACUUUCAAUGGUGUUACCUCUACAAUUUUAUAUGGAAAUCAUGAAGCAAAUACUACGGUACUCAACUCCUCACACCCGGGUCAACACGAACAAGACAUCAAAAAGUUUAACUACAUUUCGUUACCAAAGAGUAUUUUAAAAAACCAACUGAGCACGAAAGAACGACUAAACGCUUCAAGGAUUGUAUUUUCUUCUAUGCGAGAUGAUAUGCUAUACAGGCUACGGAACAAAAACGCAAUAUUAAGCUCUACCAGCAAACCAAAAACGAAAAUUAACAGCCAUAUUAUUUCUGCAAGUAUUCCUAAAAUCUCAGUAACCGACCUUGAUGAACCAGUUACCAUAUCAUUCAUAUUAUUAGAUAAGAAUACCUAUAACGCACGGUGUGUUUAUUGGGAUGAAGCCCCUGGAAGGAAUCCCCAAUGGUCAACAGCAGGCUGCAAUAUAUCCUACGAUGAUCCUGGAAAGAGAGUAUUGUGUUCUUGUAACCAUCUUACAAAUUUUGCUUUACUAAUGAAUGUCUACCAGAAGGAAGUCAAUAUAAAGAAUACCGAAGUCUUAUCUGCAAUAUCUAACGCUGGAUGUGGAAUAUCGUUAGCUUGUCUCGUUCUUACAAUAAUACUUUAUGUUUCUUUAAAAAAUCUGUGGAAAAUGUUGUUUUCAAAGAUUUUAGUCAGCUUGUGCGUUUCUUUGGCAAUCACAAACCUUAUCUUUAUUGCUGGGAUGCAGGCGCAUGCUGUAAAAUCAAUAGUUAUCUGUAAGUUGGUGGCUGCUCUGUUACACUACUUCCUUCUGGUGUCUUUCAUGUGGAUGGCUAUAGAAGCAGUACAUCUUCUCUUAAAUAUCGUUGUUUGCUUCAAAACGUUUGAGGCAUCUUUCAUAAUGAGAGCUUCAAUUUUAGCAUGGGGUCUUCCAGCUUUCAUUGUUAUACUUACUUUGUCAAUCAAUUACACAAACAAUUAUACGAGGGUUGCUGAAGUCUGUUGGUUGUCCAAGACACCUUUCUAUGCUGCUCUACUCACUCCCGUGGGUGCCAUUCUUGCCUUUAACAUUAUCACAUUCGUUUACGCUUUCGUGCGAAUUGCUAUGAUGCAGAAUUUCAACCACGCUUUGAAGAAAGCAAGAAAGGUACGCGUUUUGGGCGUCGUCGGUCUUUCCCUCCUUCUGGGUUUCACCUGGGUCAUAGCAUUCUUUUCUAUUGAUAAAGCGGCGGAAGUAUUUCAAUAUCUCUUUGCUAUCUUCAAUACUCUUCAAGGAACGUUUAUCUUUAUAAUCUACUGUAUAUACAAGAAAGAUACCAGAGAUAUCGUGAGCCAGUUUAUACGUAAUCAAAGGAAAAAUUUGGCCAAGAAGAGAGAGGAUACAUAUGAUAACACGAGGACAGAAGGUGGAACAGCAGAAACGGUGUUGCAGAAUUAAAAUCAAGGAAUUGUCUGGAAAUCGUCCUUGAUCAUAUUUUUCGUUAUAAAUUUUAGUCAACUACUUUUUCACCGAAAUUUUAGUCAACUACUUUUUCACCGAAAUUUUAAUCAAGUACUUUUUCAUAUAAGGAAACUUUAUUUUUACUUAUCAACACAACACUAUAUAAGCGUGAAACCAUAUAAUCCGCAAUGUAAUUAAAACGAAAUGCUGUGCCUUAUAAGUUUACUGGAAAACAGAAAACCUGAAAAACUUUUUUAUAAUAUAUACUAGCAGUAUCGCCCGGCGUUGCUCGGGUUUGUAAGGGAAAUAACUAUAUAAGCAUUUUUAGAGAGUUACUUCCCUUAUAGAUGCCAAUUCGGGCU
Octopus sinensis (East Asian common octopus) is the source of this 4069-nucleotide messenger RNA. RefSeq names its product adhesion G protein-coupled receptor L2-like. Lineage: Eukaryota; Metazoa; Mollusca; Cephalopoda; Octopoda; Octopodidae. Gene Ontology annotation, biological process: G protein-coupled receptor signaling pathway; cell surface receptor signaling pathway. Bases 258 to 3704 code for a protein of 1148 amino acids. The transcript is spliced from 27 exons. Gene Ontology annotation, molecular function: protein binding; G protein-coupled receptor activity. The record is from RefSeq and is a predicted model, not a curated record. Gene Ontology annotation, cellular component: membrane.